Mandrillus leucophaeus (drill) is the source of this 2157-nucleotide messenger RNA. RefSeq names its product engrailed homeobox 1 (gene EN1). The transcript has 11 exons. Gene Ontology annotation, biological process: regulation of transcription by RNA polymerase II; neuron differentiation; multicellular organism development. Bases 1 to 2157 code for a protein of 718 amino acids. NCBI's taxonomy places the organism in Eukaryota, Metazoa, Chordata, Mammalia, Primates, Cercopithecidae. Gene Ontology annotation, molecular function: RNA polymerase II cis-regulatory region sequence-specific DNA binding; DNA-binding transcription factor activity, RNA polymerase II-specific. Gene Ontology annotation, cellular component: nucleus. The record is from RefSeq and is a predicted model, not a curated record.
AUGUCGCAGCCAGUUCUCCGCCGCGCACUCGCCUCUGGCGUCUUUAUCUUGCUUGCUCAAAUUUGGGUUCCGUGGCGGGUCUGGGAGAGUCGAAUCCAGCGGUUGGAUGGACGGAGAGUCUCGGCUGCCGCUCAGUCCUGCCGGGCAUCUGUGACCACGCGGCCACCGGGCUCAUCCCACAGCUCCCGCCCUGGGCUCUCCGCUGGCCCCGACGCACCGGCAGUGCUAGAGCAAGGCCUGGAGCUCCGCCAUCCUGGUUUAGUCAGAUGGCAGCUGACCCCAGGACCAGGACCUCGGUGGCCCUCACAAAGUCCAGAAUUCCACAGGGUGGGUCUGAGGAGUUGGAACGUGUCGAUGUCACCAGCGGGGCAUAGACAACCGGUGCUACCAAACCCCAGCCGGCCGCAAGUGGGACCUCGCUGCCCUAGCGGGAGCGGGCGCAAACUCCCGACCACACGGAGGACCCGGGUGUCAGGGAGAGGCCUCAGCGGAACGCUCAGGAACGACACCCCCGCCCAGAAUUCCGUGUGUGCGCGGCUUCUCAAGACCCUGAAAUUCACCGCCUCCAGGCAGCACGCGGCCCCAGAACGACUCCGGGACUCCAAGAAGGACAGAGCGGAAACUUCCCAUCUAUCCCGAAAGCAGAGGGUCUCCGGUUCGAUGGCAAACCCGCACCCCUCGCCCCCGGGAGCGGAUUUUCCUCCAGCUUUGGCUGUCUUGAGCACCCCGGCAGGAAGUGAGCCCAGCCUUCCCUUUACCGAGCCCCCCACCCCUAACUACCAUUCACGCUUGGAAAGUUCUAGCCGGGGCGAAGAGGAUGCUGCUAACUCCCCGGUGGGUGGAGGAGAGCCAAGGGGCCCUGCGUCCAGCUCCCGGAUCAUCCCCGCGCAGCCCGAACGCUGCCUGCAGACCCGCGAGCAACGACAGUUCGGGUGUUUGCACCCUAGCGCCCUCUGCGCUUGGCGAGGGCCUGUGGACAGCCCGCGGGGCUCAGAAAGGAAACCAGGGCCCCAGGAGCGCUUUCUGAUUCCUGGCCACCGGGUGCAAUUUACAGAAAUCAUCGGGCCGCCGCAUUAUUCAGCUGGCUUUAUCAGCUGGCUGGAAAUUACGUGGAGGAGCCGGGCCGCGCGGCGCGCGGGGCCGCUCACUUUGAUUAAGCGUCUUGCCAGCGCGAUGCUUCAGCAGAGUCCGAUACUGGUCCUCCAAAACGACUCCGCAGACAAGUCCCGCAGGUGCCUAGAGCUUCAGUCCACAAGCCACUACCGUCCCUCACAUUACCGGUUACGAGAAAACUUUGGGGGGAAGGUCCAGGCGGCUGGCGCUGGGGCUAUUCCGAGCCCUCUGGGCUUGGCGCUAUGGCGCCAGGACAGCUCCAGGGUGUUGUCGAAAGUCUGGACCGGGAAGGGCAUGGGUGCGGAUUCCCCACAAAGGGAAAGCAAUGCAGCGGGCCGGCAGGAGACGUACAAACGAGGGGGAGGGGCGCGGGUGGGGGAGGGCGGACCCGACGCACAGGGCCAGCGCCGCGGCGCCCCCUCUCCGCCCGUGGCUGACGCCCCCGGAUUAUUUAUCCGCAAAGUCCCGCGCGCACCCAUUGGGCCGAGGCCCGAGUGUCAGCGCGAGUCCCGGCUCGCCAUUGGCUCCGCACACGGCGGCGGCGGCAGUGGAGGCGGCGCAGGGAGCCCAGGAGCGCAGGGCACCAAAUACCCGGAGCACGGCAACCCCGCCAUCCUACUUAUGGGCUCAGCCAACGGCGGGCCCGUGGUCAAAACUGACUCGCAGCAGCCUCUCGUAUGGCCCGCCUGGGUCUACUGCACACGUUAUUCGGAUCGUCCAUCCUCCGGUCCGCGCACCAGGAAGCUGAAGAAGAAGAAGAACGAGAAGGAGGACAAGCGGCCGCGGACGGCGUUCACCGCCGAGCAGCUGCAGAGACUCAAGGCGGAGUUCCAGGCAAACCGCUACAUCACGGAGCAGCGGCGGCAGACCCUGGCCCAGGAGCUCAGCCUCAACGAGUCCCAGAUCAAGAUCUGGUUCCAGAACAAGCGCGCCAAGAUCAAGAAAGCCACAGGCAUUAAGAACGGCUUGGCGCUGCACCUCAUGGCCCAGGGACUGUACAACCACUCCACCACCACGGUCCAGGACAAAGACGAGAGCGAGUAG